AUGCGCGCUGACUUGAUUAUUGUUCAAUUUCGAGCUCGUGAACAUAGUCCAGAAAGGCAUGCUUUACCUUCGGACUAUACGUGUUGUUGCCUACGCUGUUCGUGCAGAAAUACAAGAUUGUCUCGCUUGUCAGAAUCCGUCGAGACUUCUGGAGGGAAGGAAUUAUCUUAUCUGCCUGAUCGUACCCUGAACGGAGAGAUUGGAACAAUGAUUGAGAGUACACGUUCAUCAGAGUAUGUAGGGAGAGCAGAUAGGCGAAAUAAUCAAAAUAACCAAAAUGGUCUGGACCUGGAAAUGCUGGACAUACAAUUUGCACUUCUGUUCGCCGGAUAUACCCAACCCCUGCAAAGCCACCUCAUCGAAUCCCAAUCAACCCAUGCCACUACCCUCACAUUACAGGUCCUCAGUCGCUUCUACAUUUGCACCACUGUUGCGACCGACUUAUGUAGGGACGAAGACAGACUCGGUCACUGCUGGGAAAGUGUAUCGGAAAUCUUUUGA
Molecule: messenger RNA, 501 nt
Organism: Cadophora gregata
Lineage: Eukaryota; Fungi; Ascomycota; Leotiomycetes; Helotiales; Ploettnerulaceae
Exons: 1
Coding region: 1-501 (166 amino acids)
Source: RefSeq, a predicted model, not a curated record